CCUCCUCCUCCUGCUAUGGAUACAAGUAGUGCUUACGACGAACGUUCUUCGUACCGACGUGGCGGUGGCCAUGUGGAUCACGAUGCAUAUGACGACCGCGCUCCUACUGCAAGAAGUGCCACUUACCGUCGUCCAGAACGACAGGAAAACGAGGGUUGGAAAAUGUCAUCUAGAAGUAAUACGACAGCAGCAGCAAGUGGCGGUGGGCGUUAUGGCCAUGUGGAGAGAGCACCACCACCACCUACUACUACUACUACUACUAGACCAGCGCAUCAUGGUUAUGAUCAUGACGAUUACAGUUCAGCAACAUCUAGGAAUUAUCUAAGCGAUCGACGUGCCGGGCCACCACCAUCAUCCGCUCGAGCACGAUCCCCCGGCCGAUAUAAUGACGACAUAUCACCAUCUACUUCAUCAGAUUAUUACGGCAACCGAUACGGCUCGCCACCUCGAGACCGUGUGCGCGGUCCACGUGAUAUACCAAACCAGUUUUCUUCUUCAAAUCGCUAUGCUGAAAGAGGAGGAGGUUAUUUCUAGACAUACCAUCCCGACUUUUUCUUUCCUCCCCCCUCCUUUUUUUUUUUGUUCAGCUUAUAAAACCAAUCCCACCAUUCCACCAUUUCAUUCCAUCACAAUCACACACAAUCAAUUUAGACAUUUCUUAUCUCUGUUGCUCUUUUCUUCCAUUAAUAUCUGUACCAUACCAACCUUCAUAAUCUAUGCCGUUCCAUUAAUUGAAUAAACUGAAGAAAAAAGAAAGAAUAGCAAUAAUAAUGUGGUUAUAUCGGUCGGGUUUUCUGUAUGUGCAUAGCGGAGGGUCAUGUUGCUCCUUGAUUAUUCUGUGCAUAUACUUUACCUCUGAAUCAGCAUCUCGAUCAAGGGCUCUUCUUUUUGAGAGAAAGAUUGAUUGGGAAACCCUC
Zychaea mexicana is the source of this 917-nucleotide messenger RNA. RefSeq lists its product as uncharacterized. The transcript has a single exon. The record is from RefSeq and is a predicted model, not a curated record. Lineage: Eukaryota; Fungi; Mucoromycota; Mucoromycetes; Mucorales; Lichtheimiaceae. The coding region runs from base 16 to 534 and encodes 172 amino acids.